UCUCCUUCGUCACGGCCGGAGCCUCCUUCUGACUUCAUUCAUUUUUUUUUUUUCCAUUCACGAAGAUAGUGAGGCCUAGCCGAAAGCCAUGGAGAGCGCUCUCCCUGCCGCCGGCUUCCUGUAUUGGGUGGGCGCCGGCACGGUGGCCUACCUGGCCCUGCGCAUCUCGUACUCGCUCUUCUGGGCCCUUCGGGUCUGGGGUGUGGGCAACGAGGCGUGGGUCGGGCCGGGGCUCGGUGAAUGGGCAGUUGUGACAGGCAGCACUGAUGGAAUUGGAAAAUCAUAUGCAGAACAGUUAGCAAAGCGUGGAAUGAACGUUGUUCUCAUCAGCAGAUCUCAGGAUAAGCUAAACCAAGUUUCCAGUGAAAUAAAAGAAAAAUUCAAAGUGGAGACACGAACUAUUGCUGUUGACUUUGCAUCAGAAGAUAUUUAUGACAAAAUUGAAACAGGCUUGGCAGGUCUUGAAAUUGGCGUUUUAGUGAACAACGUGGGAAUGUCGUAUGAGUAUCCUGAAUACUUUUUGGACAUCCCUGACUUGGACAAUACCAUCAAGAAACUGAUAAAUAUUAAUGUUCUUUCUGUUUGUAAGAUGACACGAUUGGUGCUGCCUCGAAUGGUAGAAAGAUCUAAAGGUGCAAUUCUGAACAUCUCCUCUGCCAGUGGCACGUUCCCAGUUCCACUGCUGACCAUCUACUCUGCAACCAAGGCUUUUGUAGAUUUCUUCUCUCAGUGCCUCCAUGAGGAAUACAGGAGCAAGGGCAUCUUUGUGCAGAGCGUGCUACCAUACUACGUUGCUACAAAACUGGCUAAAAUCCGGAAGCCCACUUUUGAUAAGCCCUCUUCUGAGACAUUUGUGAAGUCUGCAAUUAAGACAGUCGGCUUGCAGUCUCGCACUAAUGGAUACCUGGUCCAUUCUCUGAUGGGCACAAUACACUCAAUGCUGCCUUCGUGGGUUUUUGUAAAAAUAUCCAUGGAUGUCAACAAGUCCAUACGGGCUCGCUAUCUGAAGAAAUACAAGAAGAACUAAGCACUGAUGAUUGUGUUGAGUAACUUGGUCAUUUAAGAGCACCCUGCCAGUCUCCAGAUUCCACGGUUGUUCCAGUGGUUACUAACAUGGCUAAAUAAAGCAGAAGCUGCUUUGAGAAGCUCCUGACAUAUAUUCUGGAUACUACCAAGAAUAAAUCUGAAGCGUGAUGUAAAUGCUUGUAUCAAAUGGAUAAAGAGCUAACAUGACCAAGAACAGCUUAGUAGCAAAGAGCACGGAUAUAGCAAAUCACAGAAUGCUAGAGUCAGGCAUAAAACCUAGCCCUUUUGUCUGGUCCCAAGCUCUGAUUGAUAAUCAUGAUUCUUGCCCUUUCUCUGAGGCAUGUCAUAAGCUGUAAUGGCCAGCUGGUCUUGUUUGCCUGUAACAGUUUGAAGGAAUAGAGAUUAAUUGAUCCAUUUAUGGGCAGACACUCGGCAAUUUAAAAUAGAUGUCUUUAAGAUUUUCUAAAAGUGUGUUCCAGUUUGUAUGUUUAGUUGGAACUACUCUUUCUGGAAAGACAUAGACAGAGUUGUUUCUCACAUGGAGCCCAUGGAAGCAUGCUUUCUGGUAUCCAUGUUAUUUCCUCUCAGUGUGAGUGUAUGUAAAUACUGACAGCUGUAUGUGUGACUUCUGAAGGUAAAUGGGCCAAAAUGUACCUUGAGCCUGGCAGCUCCCUAUGAUACCACCGACAUCCUGACUCAGCAAAGUGGUUUGCUUGAACCCUGCCGCCUGUUGUUCCUAGUUUUAUGCAAAAGAAAAAAAUGUUAAUGGGGUAUUUGUUUCUAGUUGCUGAUUUUCGGCACUUAAGGACAUAAGCCAGAAAAAAGAAAAAACAAAUUAACAUCAGCUAUAUCGUUCUGUAAAAAAAAAAAAAAAAAAGA
This is a messenger RNA of Lepus europaeus (European hare), 1905 nucleotides long. It is a transcript of the gene HSD17B12, whose product is annotated as hydroxysteroid 17-beta dehydrogenase 12. Gene Ontology annotation, cellular component: endoplasmic reticulum. The transcript has 11 exons. Lineage: Eukaryota; Metazoa; Chordata; Mammalia; Lagomorpha; Leporidae. The record is from RefSeq and is a predicted model, not a curated record. Gene Ontology annotation, molecular function: oxidoreductase activity. The coding region runs from base 89 to 1027 and encodes 312 amino acids.